Molecule: messenger RNA, 1327 nt
Organism: Mangifera indica (mango)
Lineage: Eukaryota; Viridiplantae; Streptophyta; Magnoliopsida; Sapindales; Anacardiaceae
Product: probable glutathione S-transferase
Exons: 3
Coding region: 161-1072 (303 amino acids)
Biological process (GO): glutathione metabolic process
Cellular component (GO): cytoplasm
Molecular function (GO): glutathione transferase activity
Source: RefSeq, a predicted model, not a curated record
CACUGCCUGGCCUACCUCAGUAUUUCGGCGACCCAGUUUUCUAUAUUAAGAUUAUAAAAAAUGAACGUGUUUAAUUGAUUUCGCAAUUAUUUCCUUCCCCCGUCCCGAAUUUAAUUUCUUAUUAAAGAUACAUUUUUGCUAGGUCUUCAACUUGAAGGAGAUGAUGCAGAAGAUGGGUUCACUUCACCGACCACUUAUUAGUCCGCCGCCCUCCCCGAAACAAGCCACAAAUCAUACUUUUCUGGUUAAAAGCUGCCGAUUGGUGGGAUUCAAAGGGUCUCCCGGUCAGCUAAAGACACAAAAAUCCAACGCAUUGAAAUGUGGCUUCAGUUCUUCCUUCAAAUUUAGUACAAGCAGCAUGGCCAAGAACUUCAAUGAAAGUGAUGAAUAUUCUUUGAGUUCCCCUUCAGUUAAAACGGAUGAGGUGAUUUUGUUGGAUUUUUGGCCCAGCAUGUUUGGAAUAAGGGUCAGGGUUGCGUUGGCAGAGAAAGGAAUCGAGUAUCAGUUGAAAGAAGAGGAUUUAAGGAACAAGAGUGAUUUGCUUCUGCGGAUGAACCCUGUUUAUAAAAAGAUCCCAGUUUUCAUUCACAAAGGAAAACCCAUUUGUGAGUCAUCCAUCAUUGUGCAAUACAUUGAUGAAGUGUGGAAGGAUAAAUCGCCUCUGCUUCCUUCUGAUCCUUAUCAGAGAGCUCAAGCUAGAUUCUGGGUUGAUUAUAUUGACAAGAAGGUAUUUGAUGCUGGCAGGAGGACAUGGUACACAACAGGAGAACAACAGGAAGCAGCAAAGAAGGAAUUCGUUGAAAUUAUUAAACAGCUGGAAGAGCAGCUUGGAGACAAGCCUUACUUUGGGGGUGAGACCCUCGGAUAUGUAGAUGUAUGUUUGAUCCCAUACUAUUGUUGGUUUUACACAUAUGAAACAAUGGGCAAGUUCAAUGUAGAGACAGAGUGCCCCAAAUUCAUUGCUUGGGCUAAGAGAUGCAUGCAGAAAGAGAGCAUUUCUAAGACACUUCCUGAUGAGAAGAAGGUGUUUGGCUUUUGCUUAGAUUUGAGGAAGAAGUUUGGCUUGGAGUAGAGGAAUAGCGCAAGGCAUGAGCAAAUUAGACAACAAGUACAAGAAAAUGAUGUCAAGUUAGUUGUAUGAUGCUGCAUGCAGUGUUUAAUUUGACUUGGGUUUUACUUUCUCCAUGAGCCAAUGAGCCUUGUUCUUGUCAUAUUUAGAAAAUGAACUGUAACAAAAGACAGUUAGUUGGCCUCCAUUUGCUUCUUUUUAACCUCUUUUUCGCCAUUGUAUAACUAAAGCAUAAUUCUUAAAUUAUUUUAACUUUAA